Entrophospora candida is the source of this 792-nucleotide messenger RNA. The record is from the annotation of a GenBank genome assembly. Lineage: Eukaryota; Fungi; Glomeromycota; Glomeromycetes; Entrophosporales; Entrophosporaceae.
AUGAGCUCAAACUCUAGAAAUUCUAUGUUAUUAAAUCUUAAAAAUGUUGAUGGUUUAGUUGAUCAACAAUCUGAUUUACUGGUAGAUCCACGUAAAGUUCUAUUAUCAGCAAGUGAACAGGAAAAAGAAGAUGAACGAAUGUGGCAAGGCGCAAAUGAUAUAUUUUCAGAAAAAGCAGACAUAGAUCCCUUGUACGCAUUAGGUCGAGGAUGUAUAUCUUUUUUAAAAGCAAUCACAACAUUUGAUGAAAAUGAUAUAUCAUUAGCAAUUGAGAAUUUAAAAAUGGCAGAAAAAUUAGCAAGUGCACAAAUUCAAAUAUUAAAAUCAAAUAAUAGCCCCGGAGCAAGUAUAAGUAAAAUGUUCCAAUCGGGUUUUGGUUAUUUUGGUGCAAAUAAUAAAAUUUAUAUGACAAAUGCUCAAAUAAGAAAUACAGUAAUUCAAGCAGAAUCAGUUUUACUGAUUGCACUCAUUCAGCUAUUGCAGGAAAGCAUGGUUAGUUAUGUGAAAGCUGGGUUGAAUUUAAGAAAAGGAUAUAAAAACUACGAGACAGUUUGGAACGAAAUUAAUAGACCCGGUUUUAAUACACCAUUAGAUAAACAUACUCAGGGUGGAAUAGAAUUUGGUUACGGAACUUGUAAUCUCGUACUAUCAUUUCUACCAGGAAAAAUUAUAAGGAUUAUAUCAGCUAUUGGGUAUCGAGGUAAUAGAGAAUUAGGCUUAGAAUUGUUGGAUGCGGCUUUAAAAGGAAGAGGCAUUAGAUCUCCAUUGGCAUCGUUAUUGUAUGUAUUUUAA